AUGACUCACUGUCAAGCCCUAGUGUUGGUUGAUCCACUCAACGAGUUCUUACACCCAGAAGGGAAGUUGUAUGGGUUGUUGAAAGAAAGCCUUGACACGACCGGUACCCUAGCCAACAUCCGCCAACUUGUAGACGGAGCCCGUUCUGCGAAUAUUCCGAUCUAUUAUGGCCUUCAUCAAAUUACCCAAGAUGGCACCUACGCCGGCUGGCUACAUAUGCGCACCAAUCACGUUCGCAACAGAGACAAAAGGGUCUUUGCUGGCUGGGGCGCCGAGAUCGUCGAGGGACUGGAACCCAACACCAGCAAUGGGGACGUUGUCGUGAGCAGACAUUGGAACUCCAGCUCUUUUCGCAACACGGAUCUUGAUUAUCAGUUACGCCAGAGGGAAAUACAUCAUUUGAUCAUGGCGGGGAUGGUGGCGAAUACUUGUCUCGAGGCGACAGCCAGAGAGGCGAUUGAGUUGGGCUACAAAGUCACUUUACUCUCGGACUGUACAGCAGGUUUCAGUAACAAGCUCAAGGAAGCUGGAGAGGUUGUGUGGCCAACACUUUUCGAGGAAGUCAUCACUCUCAAACAGUGGCUGGCGACCAUUCAGGAGCAAAAAGGGGCGAAUGUAUGA
Cladophialophora psammophila CBS 110553 is the source of this 621-nucleotide messenger RNA. RefSeq lists its product as uncharacterized. The transcript has a single exon. The record is from RefSeq and is a predicted model, not a curated record. Lineage: Eukaryota; Fungi; Ascomycota; Eurotiomycetes; Chaetothyriales; Herpotrichiellaceae. Bases 1 to 621 code for a protein of 206 amino acids.